This is a messenger RNA of Diuraphis noxia (Russian wheat aphid), 1962 nucleotides long. RefSeq names its product nucleolar and coiled-body phosphoprotein 1 (gene Nopp140). The record is from RefSeq and is a predicted model, not a curated record. Gene Ontology annotation, cellular component: nucleolus; nucleoplasm. NCBI's taxonomy places the organism in Eukaryota, Metazoa, Arthropoda, Insecta, Hemiptera, Aphididae.
GCAGGCCACUUCCAUGUUCCAUUGAAAUAAACAAAUCCAAAUUCUUUUACCCACCGCCACUACGCCACUACGGACGCAGCAUAGGACCACGAGGCUCAUUUGCGUGCCGGCCAUUUAGUACGUGAGUCACUUGGUAGACAUUGUUUGCUAAUACUUCUUUUUUUUGAAAACUCGAAUUAGCACUACGCGGCAUCGAAAUGAGUACUGAAACCGURAACGCGUUGGUGUUUGACUAUCUGAACUCAUUGGAUCAGAACCUUGCAAACAUGUUCCAAACCAAGACUAAAGCCUCAAAACUGCAGAGAGGACAAACUAAAUUAACCCAGCUAAUAAAUGACCAUUUGAAGACUUCUAAAAAGACAAUUAAAUUACAGAAAAAUGGACCUUCUGUAGAUCAAAUAAUUAAAUUAAGUAAUGGUAAAGCAGCUGCUGUUGCUGAUGAAGAAUCUGAAGAAGAGAGUUCUGAUGAUGAAGAAGUUGUUGCGCCAAAGCCAAAGAUUAAUGACAAAAAAAGCAAGGCAGUAGUAAAAAAAGACGAAAGUUCUGAUGAAGAAAGUUCAGAUGACGAUGAUGAACCACCAGUAAAGAAAGCAUGUAUUGCUCCUGUUAAGAAGCCAGCUGCUGAGGAGGAAUCUAGUUCAGAAGAAGAGAGCUCAGAAGAAGAAACUCCUGCUACAAAAAAACCUGUUACUAAACCAGUUGUAAUGCCGCCUGUAAUUAAGAAAACUGCUGCAGAAGAAUCAUCAGAAGAUAGCUCUGAAGAAGAAAGUUCUGAAGAUGAAAAGCCUGCAGUAAAAAAAGCCCCUCAGGUACCUGUAAAAAAGGCUAAAGAAGAAGAAAGUUCAGAAGAGGAAAGUUCUGAAGAGGAAGCUGUAGUUAAAGUUCCAGCUAAAGUUGUUGCUACUAAAAAGGGAAAGACGGAGUCUAGUUCAGAAGAAGAAAGUUCUGACGAAGAAGAUACACCUGUAGUUAAGAAAACAGCCGCCCCUGUAGUUAAAAAAGCAGCUGCUCCUGUAACUGUGAAGAAAGCCCAAGAAUCUAGUUCUGAAGAAGAAAGUUCUGAAGAGGAAACUGUAGUUAAAACUCCAGCAAAAGCUCCCGUUCCUGCUAAGAAAGCUAAAAAAGAAUCGAGUUCUGAAGAAGAAAGUUCAGAAGAAGAAACUCCAGCUACAACCAAACCAUUGAAAAAAACUGUAACUAAACCAGUUAUUGCCAAAGAAGAAAGUGAAGAAGAAUCAGAUGAUGAUGAUGACGAUGAAGAAGAAGCAGUUAGCAAGACUCCAAGUAGUCAGAUCAAAAGUCAGCCGUUUGUUAAAGCAGCAAAUGGAGAUGAUGAAAAUGGUUCCGGCAACAAAUGGGGUGAAGACCGACAGGGAGGUUUUGGAGGUGGUAGAGGCAAUAGAGGAACUCGAGGAGGAUUUGGUUUUCGAGGUGGUCGUGGAGGCCGUGGAGGUUUUAAUCGUGAUGAUGAAAAUGGAGGAGGAAGAGGUGGAUUUGGCCGUGGUGGGGGUGGUGGUCGUGGGGRUGGUUUUAAACGUAAAUUUGAUGACUCAGGAGACGGUGAAGGUGGUGGUUUCAGAAAAAGUUUUGGAAGUGGUGAUGAAAAUGGUGGAGAACGCCGUAGUUUUGGAGACAAAAGAGGAUUUGGGGGUAAUAGAUUUGGUGGUGAACGAGGAGGAUUUGGAGGUCGUGGCGGUGGCGAUAGAGGCAGAGGAGGAUUUGGUGGUCGUGGAGGUGGCGGAAGAGGUUUUGGUGGACGCGGUGGUGGGGACCGUGGUAGAGGUGGUCGUGGUGGUGGUGGUGGAGACAGAUAUUUCAAUAAAAGUUUUGACUCUAAUAGUUCAACACCGCAAAACAAAAAAAUUAAAUUUGAUGAUUGAAAAGGUCAAUAUGAAAAUUGGGGUAAGAAAGCUGCUCUAGACUUACAAUACACUAAAGGAAAAUCAUUUAGACAUGAAAAAA